UGCGCAUGCUCACUGGGCCAAGACAAGUUAAUUUGUAACCGUUUGCAGCUCACGGUUUUAGAAAAAAACCUAUCUGGAUUUCAGGGCUUCACAAUGUGGAGGCAGCCGCAUCGCCGCACAUAAAUAAACUGGGUGUGCUUCACGUCUUUGAUCGUUCUCGUGGAUCCUAAACAUCGAUUUUGAUGUUGUCAUGUGCUAAGGACAGAGCAAUGCGCGGAAAAAGGGAUUAUGUUUGUACAAAAGAAAGGACCACCACGCUUUGGCCCCUACUUCUCUCUAUCGCACUUUUAACAUUUAUAUGUAAAGGUGACGACAGCACUUGCAGUGGCGCGUUUGAUUUAUAUUUUGUGCUGGAUAGGUCCAGCAGUGUGUCAGACAACUGGCAGGAGAUAUAUGGAUUUGUGAAGCAGCUAACAAAUCGCUUUGUAAGUCCAAAGAUGAGGGUCUCAUUCAUUGUCUUCUCCUCCAAAGCGGAAGUGAUUCUGCACCUUACUAGAGACAGAGCUGCUAUAGAUGAGGGGUUAGAACGCUUGAGUAGGAUCAGACCUGCAGGUGAGACAUACAUGCAUGAGGGGAUAAUAAAGGCCAUAGAGCAAAUGAAAGCUCAAGACAGAAGAGGAUCAAGCAUUGUCAUAGCACUGACUGAUGGGAAAUUGGACAUCUAUCCUCAUGACCUCACAGUGAAGCAGGCUGAUCUAGCCAGAGAGUAUGGUGCACGUGUUUACUGCGUGGGGGUGAAGGACUUUGAUGCUCAGCAACUUGCUGAUAUUGCUGACAGCAUGGAUCAGGUGUUUCCAGUAUUAGAUGGAUUCCAUACACUCAAGUCUAUCAUCGAUUCUAUACUACAGAAAUCAUGCAUAGAGAUUUUUGAUAUUGAGCCCUCCAGCGUUUGUGUGAAUGAAUCAUUCAACAUUGUUCUGAGAGGGAGGGGCUUCUCUCAGGGGCAGGGCUUAGAAAGUGUGUUGUGCACAUUCUCUGUCAAUCAACAAGAGGCCGACAUUAAGAGGCCGAGUGUUGUGAAGGAUGACUAUGUGCUGUGUCCCGCGGUAGUGCUGACCGAAGUUGGACACUCCAUUGAAGUGCUAAUUAGCUUUGAUCAUGGACAAUCCUAUAUUUCCAGCCCCUUCACAAUAUAUGCCACAACAUGUUCAAAUGGAAUGGUAGUGCCCCUGGUACUGCUGGUGCUGGUGCUGUUGUUGGGUGUGCUGCUGCUCUGGUGGUUCUGGCCUCUCUGCUGCACUGUGGUCAUUAGGGAUCCUCCUCCAUCUCGACCUCCUCCCCCACCCCCACCUCCUGAGCCAGAGGUGGACCCAUUCCCUAAGAAAAAGUGGCCCACUGUGGAUGCUUCCUAUUAUGGAGGGAGAGGUGCUGGAGGGAUCAAACGCAUGGAGGUUCACUGGGGAGAGAAAGGUUCCACAGAGGAAGGCGCACGACUGGAGAAAGCCAAAAAUGCCAUAGUCAAGAUGCCCGAAAAGGAGGUGGAAGAACCCAUUGUAAAAGCUCCUCCGAGGCCGCCACCUCCCUAUCACCCUCCAACUCUAUCCAAAUGGUACACACCAAUUAAGGGGCGUUGUGAUGCCUUGAUGGCACUGCUACGGCGACAGUAUGACCGAGUUGCUGUCAUGAGACCUAUAGCAGGUGACAAGGGGCGCUGCAUCAAGUUCACGAGGAUUCAGAGACGAUAGGCCAACUACUACUUGUUUUGUUUUUUGUUUGUUUAUUUGUUUUGUUUGGUUUUUGGGGUUUUUUAAGUGCCUAAUUUGGAAUAUUUAA
This is a messenger RNA of Electrophorus electricus (electric eel), 1773 nucleotides long. RefSeq names its product ANTXR cell adhesion molecule 2b (gene antxr2b). Gene Ontology annotation, cellular component: plasma membrane; cell surface. Gene Ontology annotation, molecular function: transmembrane signaling receptor activity. The record is from RefSeq and is a predicted model, not a curated record. Lineage: Eukaryota; Metazoa; Chordata; Actinopteri; Gymnotiformes; Gymnotidae.